GCCGCGCGCGCCCGCGCCCAGCUCCCGGGUGACUAUAAAGGGAAGGCGGUCUGCGUGCCGGCCAGCUCAGUCUGCAGCUUUUCAUCCACUUCCAUCGCUCCCUCCGGUCGCUGGUCAGACCUCAGCCGCCAAAAUGGUGAAGCAGAUCGAGAGCAAGUAUGCUUUUCAGGAAGCCUUGAACAGUGCAGGAGAUAAGCUGGUCGUGGUUGACUUCUCCGCCGCGUGGUGUGGGCCUUGCAAAAUGAUCAAGCCCUUCUUUCAUUCCCUCUCUGAAAAGUAUUCCAAUGUGGUGUUCCUUGAAAUAGAUGUGGAUGACUGUCAGGAUGUUGCUGCAGAGUGUGAAGUGAAAUGCAUGCCAACCUUCCAGUUUUUUAAAAAAGGACAAAAGGUGGGUGAGUUUUCUGGAGCUAAUAAGGAAAAACUCGAAGCCACCAUCAAUGAAUACAUUUAAUCAUCUUAACCAGCCAUUGGCUCUUGUAAUUUUUUUUUAUUUACAAAAAAAAGAAGAUAGAUCAAGUAUAGAGACUAUAUACUCAACUACCAUCUGAUUAUAAAUGACAAUAAAAUAUUAAUUCUACCCUUUUUAAAA
This is a messenger RNA of Myotis lucifugus (little brown bat), 589 nucleotides long. RefSeq names its product thioredoxin (gene TXN). The record is from RefSeq and is a predicted model, not a curated record. Lineage: Eukaryota; Metazoa; Chordata; Mammalia; Chiroptera; Vespertilionidae. Bases 134 to 451 code for a protein of 105 amino acids. The transcript has 5 exons. Gene Ontology annotation, molecular function: protein-disulfide reductase activity.